Messenger RNA from Notolabrus celidotus (New Zealand spotty), 7320 nucleotides. Its product is annotated as disks large homolog 5-like. The transcript is spliced from 33 exons. Bases 444 to 6413 code for a protein of 1989 amino acids. Lineage: Eukaryota; Metazoa; Chordata; Actinopteri; Labriformes; Labridae. Gene Ontology annotation, biological process: regulation of apoptotic process. Gene Ontology annotation, molecular function: protein binding. The record is from RefSeq and is a predicted model, not a curated record.
GCUUGAACGGUGAGACAUGGCGGAGUUGGUAGUCUGACAGAGAGAGAGAGAGAGAGAGAGAGUGAGAGGGGCAGGAGAAGAGUUGUAUACUCUUUCCAACAUGUCGAAAAAACUUCACUCGGGGUCAACAAUGCCUUCGUAGCGUGCGCAGAGCUGAACAUAAAGAGGCAGAGGCGUUUCGUUUGUCGGGGAAGGACGGAGCGGUGGUCGGGAAAAUGUGUUGUCAUCUUCAUGCAGUCAACAGCCUUGGGCAACAAAUAUGGCUACUUCUUGUGUAUCCUUCAAUUCUGGGUGGAAAACCGUCCCAACUGGGCCGAGCGGCAUAGUUUCGGGGAGUCGCCAGAGUAGUAGGAAGUGACUGCCAGGAAGAUUAAAGAAGCUGGAUUUGUCCCGGAGCUGGUUUUUAAAGCGAAGUGAGAAAGGAGGAGGAGGAGGAGGAGGAGAUGGAGCCAAAGCAUAAAGAGUUGUUGGAGAAAUGUUACCAGAACUUGGUGGAGUCGAUAACAGAUGCGGACCGAGUUGUGGAUGUUUUGGCUCACUGCGGGACUCUGAGUCAGUCUGAGUGCUUCGAGCUGGGACGCAACUGCUCCUCCAGCUCGGAGAAAGUGGACCUCCUGCUGAAGAUACUGAUCAGUAAGGACAGAGACCAUUUCGCAGAGUUUUGCUCGGCUCUGGAGAAGACGCACCCUCACCUGCACUCUGCGCUGCUGAACGGUACCGGACCGGUGGAUCACACAACCGGCUCCACUUACAGCAUCUUGUCCACCAUGCCAUCCGACUCAGAGAGCAGCAGCUCCCUCAGCAGCUUAGGUACGCCGGGUCAAGCCUCCUCCCCUCCGCCCGCCCACAUGGACGGCCACCAGGUGAACGAGAAGCUGGAGACGGUCCUGUUCCAGCUGCGUCACGUGACCCGCGAGAGGGACGAGCUCCGCAAACGCCUCGCUCUCUCCUCACCGGGAACCACCUUCGAUGACUGCAGACCAAACUCGAAAGCAGGUCAUGACUACGAGCGUCUGAAGCUGCAGUGCAUGAAGGCGAUGGCGGACCUGCAAUCCCUGCAGAACCAGCACAGCACCACCCUGAAGAGGUGCGAGGAAGCUGUGAAGAAAGCCGACUUCUACCAUACGCUGCACAGCCGCCUGGUGAGCGAGCAGGCCCAGCUGAAAGAGGAGCUGGAGGCGGUACGACAGGACAACAUCCAGCUGGUCAGAGAGCACAACCAUGUGAAGCAGGCCUGCGAGGAGCUGAGGAGGCUGCACGAGGACGACCAGCGGGAGUUGGCUGAUAUGAGGAUGCUGCACCAACAGGUGAUGAGAGAGGGAUCAUCUGAUGUCCUCAACAAGCUGUACGACUCCGCCGUGGACAAGCUGGAGGCGAUGAAGAACGACUACGAGGUCUUGAGGAAGCGCUACAACGAGAACACGGCUGGUCACAACGCGGACCUGAGUCGUCUGGACCAGGCCGAGGAGGAGAACCACCGGCUCCAGAAACAGCUGGACAUGCUGCUGAAGCAGAGAGACGCCGCCAUCCACUACCAGCAGCAGUACUCCUCGUCUAUAAGAAGGUUCGACAACACGCAGCAGGAGCUGUCCAAGGCCGCAUCCCAGAACAAGGAGCUGCACCGAGAGAUGGAGCGGCUGCAGUCGGAGGCGACGCGGCUCAAGACGCAGCAGCUCAAGGCGGCGAAAGAUUCCGAGAAGUACAAGGAGGAGCGGGACUCGGUUAUCAGCGAGUACCGCCUGAUCAUGAGCGAGCGGGACCAGGUGAUCAAAGAGGUGGACCGGCUGCAGACCGGGCUGGAGGUGGCUGAGGCCAAGCUGAAGAACACGUCCUCAGAGAGACGGGUGGCUAAUGAGGAGCUUGAGGCUCUCAGACAGGAGCUGGCGUCCUCUCUGGUGGACAGGGACCGGGCCAUCUGCGAGAAGAACGAGCUGCUUGAAAAAUACUGCCACGAGGUGAAGGACAAGGCCGAGGCGCAGAAGGAGCUGAGCCAGGCCUGCAAGGACAUGGAGUCGGUGCGUGAGGAGAGGGAUGUGGCCCGCAAGGAGAGGACGGAGGCCAUCAUCCAGAGGGACCAGCUGCUGCGAGAGUAUUACCAGGCCAGACAGAAACAAGAUUCAGCCACUCUGGACAUGGAGCGAGCCAACAAGGAGAUCGACAUGCUGAGGAAGCAGUACGAGGCCGUCUCUCAGGAGCUGAAGGAAGCGCUGCAGGAGGCCGAGGUGGCCAAGUGUCGCCGGGACUGGGCCUUCCAGGAGAGGGACAAGAUAGUAGCUGAGCGGGAGAGCAUACGCACGCUCUGUGACAACCUGAGGCGAGAGAGGGACAGAGCUGUGAGCGAUCUGGCAGACGCUCUGAGGAAUCUGGAUGACAUGAGGAAGCAGAAGAACGACGUUGUGCGGGAACUCAAAGAACUGAAGGAAAAGAUGGAGGACCAGUUAGAGAAGGAGGCGAGGUUUCGACACCUGAUGGCUCACAGCUCUCAUGAUUCAGCCAUCGACACGGACUCAAUGGAGUGGGAGACGGAAGUUGUAGAACUUGAAAAGCACAGAGACAUGGAUUUGAAAGCACUUGGGUUUGAUAUUGCUGAAGGGGUAAAUGAUCCAUAUUUACCAGGAGACUGUGGCAUAUUUGUCAGUAAGGUGGAUAAAGGAAGUAUUGCUGAAGGAAGAUUAAGGGUGAACGAUUGGUUGUUGAAAAUCAACGACGUGGACCUCACCAACAAGGACAGGAAGCAGGUGAUCAAAGCGGUGUUAAGCGGCGAGGGAGUGAUCAACAUGGUGGUUCGCAGGAGGAAGUCGCUGGGAGGACGAGUCAUCACUCCGGUUCAGAUAAACCUGGCCGGACACAAAGACUGUGGUAUCGGUCUGGAAAGUGGGGUGUUUGUUGCCACUUUAGCUCCAGGGAGUCCAGCUGCCAGAGACUGUGCUCUCACUGUGGGAGACAGACUGUUAGCUAUUAAUGGGAUCGCCCUGGAUAACAAGUCGCUCUCUGAAUGUGAGUCUCUGCUGAGGAACUGCCGUGAUUCGCUGAGCGUCUCCCUCGUAAAGUUCCUCCCACAGAGCUGCUCCGGUCAGAGUUUAGCAGAAAGUUUUAGGGAUUCUGAAAAGGUUUCUCGUCUCCAGUCCUGUGAGACUCAAUCCAGGAACUGCAGGAUCUCCAAGCACAACUGCUCCAAGCACAACUGCUCCACACAAACAGAGAUCUGCAGCUGUGAGUCAGGUGGCAGAGGAGAGGAAGCGUGCAAAGACAUGAGCGACUCUUUGGAAAACAGCAACAGCAGCGCUUACUGCCACCACAAGCCUUUUUCCAACACCUCCCUGCACUCCCGCUCCCUCUCCUCCCACAGCGCCUCUGAACCCCAUCCGGACAUCUGCUACAGGCGGCAGGAGUUCCACCAUCGCCCCUUCACCUUCACACCGGUGCUCUCAGACUGCGGCUCUCCUCAGACCGCCGUGGAGCGGGUGCAGGGCCCACCAGUGAAGCCCAGCGGAGGCACGUGGCCGAAAGUUAUCGCAGGAGCGUCGGUUCCAGAGUGCGCCCAGCUCUCCAUCUACAAAAAGGUCAAACAGAGGAAGUCUAUCUUUGAUGUGGCCGCCUUUAGGAGACCUGACGUGCCCCCGAAACUGGACUACAUGUCCCUGUCUCAGAUGCCAAAACACUCCCCGCAGAGUUCACUUUCUGAAUCUGCUCAGGCGCCGCCCACUCCGCCAACAAGGAGCGACUCCUUCAGAUUCAAACACCGCCAGCAGAACAGCUCAGCAUCCGACUCAACCAUCACCACUGGGACUCCUCCGGCCUCACCGGCUCAAGCAAAGAGCCUACAGGUGGAAGGUGAAGCCGGGAACCAGUUCUACUAUACCCACACUCCCCCAGGAGAGAACAAGAGUGGCGCCAAGUCAUCCGUCGAGGAGCAUGGGGGCCGACAUAGGUCGGGGGAGCCGGCAAAGAGGAGGUACCGGCCAAAAUCAGCACCAGCACUGAGGCGAAACGUGACACCGUUGCACAUCCCUGUUCCAAUGCAGGUUCAGAGCUUCUCAAAUGAUGAGCACUCCCCGGAGCCCAUGGACUUGUUGCGCUUCUCCCCUUUACGAACCAAUCGGUACAGCAUGAACUUUGCACCUCCCAGCUACAACAGCAUCACAGGGCACCCAGCACAGCGAGGUUUAGCCCCGUGUCCUGCCGUCACAGCUGUUAUGAGGAACCCGGUCUACACUGCCUGGUCCCACGAGAUCCAGAACAACAACUGUCCUCCAGCUCCCGGCUCAGGGGUCCAAACACAACCUCACACAAGCCCCCAGCAUCAAGGUCGCCACAGUCUGGACCUCAGCCACAAGCACGCUGGAGACUCGACGGAGAUGAGCUGCAGCCAGCCACCACACAGCACUAACUCCCUGCCCUCCAGCGCCAGACUUGGCUCCUCCAGUGCUUUACAGUAUCGGGCCGAACGCAUCAAGAUCCCCCAUCCUCGUUAUCCCCGUUCCACCGGCUCUGACAGAGGCUCCCUCUCACACUCGGAGUGCAGCAGCCCGACACCUCCCAUGUCCCCCGUCAACCUGGAGACAUCGUCUUUCACCAGUAGCCAAUCCCAGAGCUCCAUCUCCACGCAGCCCAGGAUAUCAGUCAGCCCCGCUCCAGUUGGCGACAGGCGGAAGGAUGGGCCAUACUUAGAGGAACCACGCAACGUGACAGUCCAGAAAGGCGCAGAACCUCUGGGGAUCUCCAUCGUGAGCGGCGAGAACGGAGGAGUGUUUGUGUCAAAAGUGACGGCUGGCAGCAUCGCACACCAAGCUCGGUUAGAGUACGGAGACCAGCUCCUGGAGUUUAACGGAAUCAACCUCCGCAAUGCCAACGAGCAGCAGGCCCGGCUGGUGAUCGGGCAGCAAUGCGAUACAGUCACAAUUCUGGCUCAGUACAAUCCUCACAUGUUUCAGCUGGGAAACCACUCACGAUCAGGUUCACGCAUGGAGUCUAUCAGCAACCAGCCGACUCCCCAUGACAGUGGAGCCACCACCCCGGACAUCCAUGCUGACACUCUGAGCGAGCAGGACGAGGGGACCAUGACACCACCGUCCAAACAGACCACUCCUGCAACCAGCCCUCACAACUCCUUCAGGGUUCCUGGUUCUAGUUUGCGUGGAGCUGCAGAGCCUCGGCUGGUCCGGCUGAAGAGGAUCCAGGCAGAGCUAGGGGUUCAGAUCUGUGGGGGAAACCUUAAUGGCAUCUUUGUGGAGAGUCUGGAUGAUGACAGCCCUGCAAAGUGUCCUGAUGGCCUUUCACUUGGAGACAUGAUCCUGGAGUACAAUGGCAUCAGCAUGAAGAACAGAACUAAAGAGGAAGCUUACCUGGAAAUGUUGAAACCAGCUGAAACAAUCACCUUCAAGGUCCAGAGCUGUGUCGACAGCCUCCCCGCCAUCAAAGAGUCACAUGGUGAUGGAUUUUACAUAAGAGCACUUUAUGAGCGAGUCGCAGAGGUAGAGCAGGAGCUGGGCUUUAACAAAGACGACAUCUUGUACGUUGAAGACACUCUGCCAAAUGGCAACUUCGGCUUCUGGAUGGCCUGGCAGCUGGACGAGAACGCACAGAACCUGGGUAAAGGACAGAUUCCAAGUAAAUACAUGAUGGAUCAGGAGUUCUACAGGAGACACGGCUCGGCUGAUAUGAAAGAUGAUAACAGCACCGGCAAGACUAUGUCCGCCGCCGCACGGAGAUCUUUCUUCCGCCGGAGGUUGAAGCACAAACGCAGCGGAUCUAAAGACGGGAAGGAUCUGAUGGCUCUGGACGCUAUAAGCACAGACUCUCUACCCAUCACAGAGGACGGAGUGAGCCUGAUGUACCAGCGGGUUCAGAGGGUGGAGUGCUCAUCUCCGAGGCCGGUGCUUGUCCUGGGUCCCUUAGUGGAGGCCAUUAAAGACAUGCUGGUGAAGGAGGCUCCUGCCAAGUUCUGCCGCUGUUUGCCAGAGAUCAUGAAGGCAUCUCAGCAGGCAAUAGAGCGCGGGGUGAAGGACUGCGUGUUCAUCGACUACAAACGGAGAAGCGGCCACUUUGAUGUCACGACUGUCGCAUCAAUAAAAGAGAUCACAGAGAAGGACUGUCACUGUUUACUUGACAUCGCCCCUCACGCCAUCGAACGUCUCCACAGCGUUCACAUCUACCCAAUCGUCAUAUUCAUUCGCUACAAAAACGCCAAGCAGAUAAAAGAGCAGAAGGACCCUCUGUACCUGCGGGAUAAACUCUCACAGAAACAUUCCAAGGAGCAGUACGAGGCGGCUCAGAAAGUAGAGCAGGAGUACAGCCGCUUCUUCACAGGCGUCGUCCAAGGCGGCAGCGUCUCCUACAUUUGCACUCAGAUCAUCACCAUUGUGGAGCAGGAGCAGAGUAAAGUCCUGUGGAUUCCAGAUGGAGCACCGUAGAAAUGUAUCACCUCACCUCUCACCUCUCAUCUCACCUCACUGCGAUUUGGGAAACACAGAGAAUCGGUACAUCGAACAGACAUCACGUUCAACUCCAAUGCUUUCUCACAUUUAGCAAUAUCAGCACUGAUGAAGAGGAUCAUCAUAUUCCCACUACAAUAGUGAUGAACUGUACAGAUAGACUUGUUUACACUAGUAUUUAAUACUUGAAGGUUUCUCUCAUACAGUAUGUAUUAGCACUCCUUUAAUCCCGCUCUGUCCCGAAGACAUGUCGACGCAAUAUGAAGACUUUAUUCCUGAAGUGAAGAGAAAAGUGGACCAACAUGUUACUUUCUUUAUAUUUAUACAUAUUUUCCUGCCAUUUAAUUUAUCUAAUCAAUCAAAGAUAUUGCUAAUUAAACUUUGAUAUACAAAUGUAGCUCUCUAGUUAAAUAGGUAGGAUGAUAUUUUGAAAUAAUGGUCUUAUUUAUAGAGGAGAAACUGGGGCAAAUUGGCUUCCUACCUUCACAUCAUGUUGGAGUUUUCUGUACUAUUUUGACCUCAUUUCAGCUCUCAUUGUGCCAAGCUAAAAAUAUUUUCUAAUAACCGUCCGUUCUUGGAUGCAUUAACUCUAAAACUUUCAUUAUAACUCAAACAACAGGUAUGUUAGUUUGACCAGUUUGUCUCACUUUGUGCGUUCUACUGGUUUUGCCAAUACUUGUUCCUCUGUGGAUUUUUAAGAAGGGAUAUUUUAUUUCUGCUUCAUGGUUCAACUAAACACACACAGACACAGACACACCAGCACAUCUUUAAUAGAUCACAUUGUCAACAUUUCAUGUUUAUGCUGGAUGAAACACUUAAGUGCAGGUUUUCUCCUUAUGAAGGUUAAUGUUUCUAUAAAAUAUUAAAAACAGAACUAUUAAUGGAA